Molecule: messenger RNA, 9942 nt
Organism: Epinephelus lanceolatus (giant grouper)
Lineage: Eukaryota; Metazoa; Chordata; Actinopteri; Perciformes; Serranidae
Source: RefSeq, a predicted model, not a curated record
AGGCGGAGGAGCAGCGCGAGGAGGAGGGAGGAUGAAUUCGGUGGAUGGAGGAGGAGAAGCGGGCCCGGACGGCCUGGCGACGGCAGGUUCUGGUAAAGCAGAGUGCGUUCGGGCGGUCGACGUCCUGACAGUGCUCAGAGAGAAAGUGGCCUUCGUGUCAGGUGGACGGGACAAACGUGGUGGACCAAUCCUGACCUUCCCUGCCAGGACCAAUCACGAUCGAAUAAAACAAGAAGACCUCAGCCGAUUGGUCACUUACCUGGCGACCAUACCCAGUGAGGAUGUGCGUGCUCGUGGCUUCACCGUGGUGGUGGACAUGCGCGGCAGUAAGUGGGACAGCGUCAAACCGGUUCUACGGACGCUGCAGGAGUCGUUUUCCUCCAACAUCCACACGGCGCUGCUCAUCAAACCAGACACCUUCUGGCAGAAACACAAGACCAACCUGGGCAGCGCCAAGCUCAGCUUCGAGACCAGCCUGGUGUCAGUGGAGGGUCUGUCCCGGCUCGUCGAUCCCUCCCAGCUGACCUCUGACCUCGGCGGUUCAUUGGAGUACGACCAUGUCGAAUGGACCGAGCUGCGUCUGGGUCUGGAGGAGUUCAUGGGGGCCGCCACACAGCUGCUGGCCCAGCUGGAGCAGCUGGAGGCCGGGCUGAACCGCAUACCGGAGCCCCAGGAUGUGGACGAGGCCCGCAAACUUCUGGAGGAACAUGGCCGUCUUCGUAACACCAUCGCCACGGCACCAGUCGACGCCCUCGAGCGAGAGGGACGGAGCUUGCUCCAGCGCAUGCGCCUGGGCCCCUCCCACAGUGACACCUCCACUGAAGGCAGUGGUGGCGGCGGUGGUAGUCACGGCAGCUGGCUGUCGGGCGGAGCAGACUUCCAGAGUGUUGCGCCAAAGGUUUCGUCUUUGCUGGACCGGCUGCAGGCGGCUCGCACUCACCUGCUGCAGAGCUGGAGCGACAGGAAGCUGCACCUGGAUCAGGCGCUGCAGCUGCACCUGUUUGAGCAGGAUGCCACCAAGAUGUCCGAGUGGAUCGCUCACAGUAAAGAACUGUUCGUGCAGAGUUUGGCGGAGGUCGGGCAGAACCACCAGCAUGCCCUCGACCUCCAGACACAGCACCAGCACUUCACCGCCAACUGCAUGAACGGCAGUGUCAACGUGGACAGCGUGGUUACUGUGGCAGCCAGGCUGGCAGAGGCCGGUCACUAUGGGGCAGAGCGAAUCGCCAUGGUGUCGUCGCGGCUUCAGGAAGACUGGAAGUCCCUGACGACGGCGCUGGAGGAGCGCAGCAACACGCUCGCCAUGGCAACCGGCUUCCACCAGGGGGCAGAGCAGUUCCUGCUCAAAGUGGAAGGUUGGGUUCAGGCGUGCUCUGAAGGCCCGUUGCCGUCGGCGACAGCAGAGCUGGAGGCUGCAACAAAGAAACACCAGGAGCUGAAUGAGGAGAUCUCUGCCAACUACACCCAGGUCAGUGAGAGCGGGAAAGCCUUAUUGGACGUCCUCCAGCGUUGCCCGGCAACCGAAUCCGAGGAGUCGACGGCCAAACCGGACUUCACAGCUGCCACGCACGGCAUCAUGGGAGUUCUGCACCAGGUCAUGCAGGGACACCAUGAGGUGGAGGUGGCGUGGCAGCACCGGAAGCUCCGCCUCCACCAGCGCCUGCAGCUGUGUGUGUUUCAGCAGGAUGUGAGACAGGUGUUGGACUGGGUGGAGCAGCAUGGUGAGGUCUUCCUGAACAAACACAGCGGGGUGGGAAAGUCUCUGCACCGAGCGCGAGCGCUGCAGAAACGCCACGACGACUUCCAGCAGGUGGCACAGAACACGUACACUAACGCAGAGAAGCUCCUGGAAGCAGCCGACCAGCUGGCUCAGUCAGGAGAGUGUGAGGAGGAGGAGAUCUACCAGGCUGCCAGGGACCUGGAGCUCCGCAUGCAGGCCUUCAUCCAGAGGGUGGAGCAGAGGAAGCUGCUGCUGGACCUGGCUGUGUCCUUCUACACCCACACCAAGGAGCUCUCAGUGUGGAUGGAGGGUCUCCAGAAGCAGCUGACCUCUGACCCGUGUAUUUGUCCCGACACCGUAGAGUCUCUUCAGUCUCUCAUCAGUCAGCAGCAGCAGCAACAGGCCAACACACAGGAAGCUGCGAUGAGUGUCAUCCGGGAAGGAGAAGACCUCAUCCUCCAACUCAGGCCCCAGGGCAGCUCAGUAGCUCACGUGGAGACGGUGCUGCAGCAGCUGGAGGAGUCUCACGUUCAGCUUGAGGAACUUUUCCACCAGAGGAAGAUCCGACUGGACGUGUACCUGCAGCUACGCAUCCUGCAGCAGUGCACGCUGGAGGUAACGGGGGAAAUGGACGCCUGGAAGCAGGACCUCCAGAAACAGUCCCAGGACUUCUCUGCAGAGAAGCUAGCAUCGCCGCGCAUGCCAGACGCAAACCAGGAUAAGCUUGCCCAGGACAAGCUGGGACUGGGCCAGUCGCGGCUGGUGGAGGCUAGCCCAGAGGUGCUAACGCUAGCACAGCAGCGCAUCCACAGGCACAUGGAGCGACGGCUGGCCAUGAACAACAUGAUCUAUGAGGUCAUCCAACAAGGUCAUGACCUUCAGCAGUACAUAACCGAGGUCCAGGCAUCAGGUAUUGAGCUGUCUGAGGCGGAGGGGGGUCUCUCAGCUCAGGUGGACGAGCUGCAGCGCCUCCUGCAGGACAAACAGAAGGAGCUGCAGCAGAUUGCAGAUCACACACACACACACCUGGAGCAGAACCUGCAGCUGAGACACCUGCAGAGUCAGGUCAAACAGGCUCUGGAUUGGCUGCAGCAGUCAGGUGACCACUACCUGUCUACGCACACGUCGCCAGGGGCAACAGUGACCGAGACGCAAGAACUGCUGAACCAGCACCGAGAGUUCUGCGUGUCGGCCAAGCACACACAGGAGAAGGUUCACCUGCUCAUCCAACUGGCUGAGAGCAUGCUGGCCAAAGGCCACGCCCACCGCGCCGAGCUCCGCCGCUGCGUCUCCACUGUGGAUAAACGUUACCGCGACUUCACCGUCAGGAUGGGGCAGUACCGUCACCUGCUGGAGACGGCGCUCGGAGGCUGCUCGCAGGACAAUAAGGACUUGGAGCUGGAGCUGAUCCCCAACAGUCUGUCUGACUCGGACCCCGAGGUCAACCUGUCUGACCCGAGUCACCAAGUCAGCGAUGAGAAGAGACGCUCCGCCCGCAAGAAGGAGUACAUCAUGGCUGAACUCCUCCAAACAGAGCGAGUCUACGUCAGAGACCUGCAGGAGUGUAUCGAGACGUACCUGUGGGAGAUGACGAGCGGCUCUGAGGACGUCCCACCUGGUCUGUCCAACAAGGACGAAAUCGUGUUCGGAAACAUCCAGGACAUCUACGAGUUUCACAACAGUAUUUUCCUGAAGGAGCUGGAAAACUACGAACAGCUUCCUGAGGAUGUCGGACACUGCUUUGUUACCUGGGCGGAUAAGUUCCACAUGUACGUGACGUACUGCAGGAACAAACCGGACUCCAGUUUACUGAUCCAGCAGCACGGCGUCGGAUUCUUCGAGGAGGUGCAGAGGAGACACGGCCUGGCUAACUCCAUCUCCUCCGCUCUCAUCAAACCAGUUCAGAGGAUCACCAAAUACCAGCUGCUGCUCAAGGAGCUGUUAGCGUGCUGCGAGGAGGGGAAAGGAGAGAUAAAGGAAGGUCUGGACGUCAUGCUGAGCGUCCCCAAGAGAGCCAACGACGCCAUGCACGUUAGCAUGCUGGAAGGUCUGGAGGAGGGUCUGGAGGUGCAGGGCGAGCUCCUCCUGCAGGACUCCUUCCUGGUUUGGGAGCCCAAGUCCCUGAUCAGGAAGGGGCGGGACAGACACCUCUUCCUGUUUGAGCUGUCACUCAUCUUCAGCAAGGAGAUCAAAGACUCAUCGGGACGAACCAAAUAUCUGUACAAGAGCAGGCUGAGGACCUCAGAGCUCGGGGUCACGGAGCACAUAGAAGGGGAUCCCUGUAAGUUCGCUCUGUGGGUCGGACGAACGCCAACGUCCGACAACAAGACGGUCCUGAAGGCGUCUUCGCUGGAGCUGAAGCAGGAGUGGGUCCGCAGCAUUAGACAGGUGAUCCAGGAGAGGCGGGGACACCUGCGGGGGGCGCUGCGGGAGCCCAUCCCCCUCCCCAAGACACCAAACCCCACCCUGGGGCGACAGCGCAGCAUCAGCCGCAGGGAGACCAGUGAGGACGCAGACAGUCUGGGUGAUGCCAGCAGUCAGCCUGACACCGUCUCCAUCGCCUCCCGAACGUCACAAAACACUGCAGACAGCGACAAGCUCUCAGGAGGCUGUGAGUUAGUGGUGGUGUUGUUGGACUUCACCUCCGGAGGACCAGGAGAGCUCAGCGUCCGCUGUGGACAGACUGUGGAGCUGGUGGAACGCUCUGCCGAACGGCCCGGGUGGUGUCUGGUCAGAACGACAGAUCAAACGCCUCAGCAGGUAACCAAUCAAACGUCUCCUCAGCAGGUAACCAAUCAAACGUCCCCUCAGCAGGUAACCAAUCAAACGUCUCCUCAGCAGGUAACCAAUCAAACGUCCCCUCAGCAGGUAACCAAUCAAACGUCUCCUCAGCAGGUAACCAAUCAAACGUCCCCUCAGCAGGUAACCAAUCAAACGUCUCCUCAGCAGGUAACCAAUCAAACGUCCCCUCAGCAGGUAACCAAUCAAACGUCUCCUCAGCAGGUAACCAAUCAAACGUCCCCUCAGCAGGUAACCAAUCAAACGUCUCCUCAGCAGGUAACCAAUCAAACGUCCCCUCAGCAGGUAACCAAUCAAACGUCUCCUCAGCAGGUAACCAAUCAAACGUCCCCUCAGCAGGUAACCAAUCAAACGUCCCCUCAGCAGGUAACCAAUCAAACGUCCCCUCAGCAGGUAACCAAUCAAACGUCCCCUCAGCAGGUAACCAAUCAAACGUCCCCUCAGCAGGUAACCAAUCAAACGUCCCCUCAGCAGGUAACCAAUCAAACGUCCCCUCAGCAGGUAACCAAUCAAACGUCCCCUCAGCAGGUAACCAAUCAAACGUCCCCUCAGCAGGUAACCAAUCAAACGUCCCCUCAGCAGGUAACCAAUCAAACGUCCCCUCAGCAGGUAACCAAUCAAACGUCCCCUCAGCAGGUAACCAAUCAAACGUCCCCUCAGCAGGUAACCAAUCAAACGUCCCCUCAGCAGGUAACCAAUCAAACGUCCCCUCAGCAGGUAACCAAUCAAACGUCCCCUCAGCAGGUAACCAAUCAAACGUCCCCUCAGCAGGUAACCAAUCAAACGUCCCCUCAGCAGGUAACCAAUCAAACGUCCCCUCAGCAGGUAACCAAUCAAACGUCCCCUCAGCAGGUAACCAAUCAAACGUCCCCUCAGCAGGUAACCAAUCAAACGUCCCCUCAGCAGGUAACCAAUCAAACGUCCCCUCAGCAGGUAACCAAUCAAACGUCCCCUCAGCAGGUAACCAAUCAAACGUCCCCUCAGCAGGUAACCAAUCAAACGUCCCCUCAGCAGGUAACCAAUCAAACGUCCCCUCAGCAGGUAACCAAUCAAACGUCCCCUCAGCAGGUAACCAAUCAAACGUCCCCUCAGCAGGUAACCAAUCAAACGUCCCCUCAGCAGGUAACCAAUCAAACGUCCCCUCAGCAGGUAACCAAUCAAACGUCCCCUCAGCAGGUAACCAAUCAAACGUCCCCUCAGCAGGUAACCAAUCAAACGUCUCCUCAGCAGGUAACCAAUCAAACGUCCCCUCAGCAGGUAACCAAUCAAACGUCUCCUCAGCAGGUAACCAAUCAAACGUCCCCUCAGCAGGAGGGUUUACUGCCGAUGAGCGCCCUCUGUCUGUCACACUCCCACAGUGCAGCCGACAUGGAGGGGCUCAUCCCGGCCUCCACCACUUCCUCCAGCACCUCCUCUACGUGCACCACCACCUCCUCCUCCUUCAACUCGUCCUCCACCACCACCACCUCGUCCUCCAACGCGUCCAACUCGUCCUCUAACGUCAGCGCCGGGAGGGACUCCGCCCUGUACGGCUCCGAAGGUUCGGGGCUCCAGAUCACUGCCCAAAGUGCCACCUCCCCCACGGUGUAUGGAGUAGGCGGGGCUCCAGGGGGUGCCGCCGGCUCUCCGGGGCCCAAGCGCAGCGGAUCUGGAACUGGAAACACACUGAAGCGCUGGUUGACCAGUCCGGUCCGCAGGCUGAGUCAGGGAAAAGCUGACGGACAGAAGAAACCUCCAAUCAGAACCAGGAGGCGGGACAACAGGACGGAGCUGGCCACGCCCCUCACUGGCAACGCACAGAUGAAGGCGAGGAAGGAGGAGGCGGGGCAGAGUGGAGGGGAGGAGGAGCCAGAGGAGGAGAGCAGCACCCCGCUACCACCUCCCAUGCAGAUCAUCAAAGACCCAAACAACCCCGAGGCUCUGGACUCGGAUCAGGGCUCUAACGAGUCGGACACGGAACAGAGGAACAAAGCCCUGAGAGGACGCAUGUUUGUGGUCAACGAGAUGAUCCAAUCAGAGAAGGACUACGUGAAGGAUCUGGGCGUGAUUGUGGAGGGCUUCAUGUCCAGGCUGGAGGUCCGAGGAAUCCCAGAGGACAUGAGAGGAAAAGACAAGAUCGUUUUCGGAAACAUCCAGCAGAUCUACGACUGGCACCGCGACUUCUUCCUGGUGGAGUUGGACCGCUGCGUUCAGAAUCAUGACCUGCUGGCCGAUCUCUUCAUCAGACACGAGCGCCGCCUCCACAUGUACGUGGUCUACUGUCAGAACAAGCCGAAGUCAGAGUUCAUCGUCAUCGAGUACGAGACCUUCUUUGAGGAGAUCCAGCACGAGAUCAGCUGCAGGAUGUCGAUCAGUGACUAUCUGAUCAAACCCAUCCAGAGAAUCACCAAAUACCAGCUGCUGCUGAAGGAUUUUCUAAAGUACACGUCUAAAGCAGGACUGGACUGUGACGAGAUCGAGAAAGCCGUGGAGCUGAUGUCGCUGGUGCCGAAGCGCUGCAAUGAUAUGAUGAACCUGGGACGCCUGCAGGGAUACGAGGGGAAGUUGACGUCUCAGGGGAAGUUGCUGCAGCAGGAGACCUUCUGUGUUUGGGAGCAGGACGGAGGAGUUUUAUCUCGCAGUAAAGAGCGCCGAGUUUUCCUGUUCGAACAGAUCGUCAUUUUCAGCGAGCUGCUGCGCAAAGGUUCCAACAACCCGGGGUACCAGUUCAAGAAUAGCAUCAAGGUGAGUUACCUGGCGAUGCAGGACAGCGUGGACGGGGAUCCCUGUAAAUUCGUCUUGUGGUCUCGUGGCUCUGCGGAGCGCUUCACGCUGCAGGCGUCCUCCGCCAGCAUCAAGUUGACCUGGGUGGAGACGAUAGCCACCCUGUUGGACGCACAGAACAACUUCCUGUCAGCUCUUCAGUCUCCCAUUGAGUACCAGAGGAAGGAAGGCGGGAUCUCCGUGACCCGCCCUUUGUCGUCAGGGCGACCACCGUCAGCUCCACCUACACCCAACGGCCAUGCCCCUCAGCCUCAUCCUGAGAGUGAGCAGGACGACCAGGAGUUGGUACUGGUGCUGCAGGACUUCGUGGCGGUUCGGGAGGACGAGAUCUCUGUGUUUCGAGGGGAGAAGGUUCAGAUUUUGGCAUCCAACCAGCAGGGUCAGAGUUUGGUGUACCGGCCAGCCAACAGCGACUCGCCGGCCGCUGAGGGCUGGGUGCCACGCAGCGUGCUCAACACACACUGACACAUACACAAUAACACCCCGACAGCAGAGUCCGGUUUACAACAUGUACACAUAUGACAUACUGCACGCUAUCAGGGCCCAAGGCAUGUUGGGAAACUUUGUAUAUUGGUGAGAGGUGGAGCCUGUAGAUGGCGCCUAAAGCUCGUUCAGUACAACCCAAAAAUAUUGAAACAACUGCUGACCAUGGUGAAGCCCUGAUGUUUCCUGCGGUGCCACCAUCAGGGAAACUUUCCGUUUGGCCAGGACGACUACACCUGUUAAUGUCUCACCAUUGUCGGUCACUUCCUGUUAAUUUCUCGCUAUUGUCUGUUACUUCCUGUUCACUUUUUUGCCAUUGUCUGUUACUUCCUGUUAAUUUCUCGCUAUUGUCGGUCACUUCCUGUUAAUUUCUCGCCAUUGUCAGUCACUUCCUGUUAAUUUCUCACCAUUGUCAGUCACUUCCUGUUCAUUUUUUUGCCAUUUUUGGUUACUUCCUGUCAUUUUUCUCGCCAUUGAAAGUUUGAGUUAAAACUACCGUGUGUUUUAGAAAAUAAAGCAAAGACUUUAAACAAAAUAAAAGCCCCGUCCCCUCAGAUCUGUCUGGCGGCCUAUCUGCGGGGUCCCGACCCUCAUGUCGGGACACGUAUUGCCCUCUCUAGGCUCCGCCCUCGGGCUCUGAUUACCUGCAGUAUUAAAACACACACACACAACCAAUCCCAGCAGCAGGUACUGUUAGUCUCCUCCCUCCUUCCUGGUGCUUCAACAUUCAGCCAAAACACACCUCCGUCCUCGCCUCGUCCAAUCAGAUGCAGGCGUCAGGUCGGCCUCCAGUUUACUGCCCCCAAGCAAAACCGAUCGCACUCUGACAACAUCACAAACUGUUCCCUGUGUGGGUCAAUGGGAGGGAGACCGCAUCAUCAUCAUCAUCAUCACCAGACAGACUGGGAUUCCAGGAAGCUGUGGUUGCCUAGCAACAAGAGACAAUAUAUAAAAAAAAUAAAUAAUAAAAGUUUAAAAAAAAAAAGGUUCCUGGAAGAGAAGAGGUGAAAAAGACCUGUCAGCCAAUCAGAACUGAGCUCUCUCUGCGUGUCAUCCUGUUAAAUAGUGUGUAUAAACAGACUGAGGACACACACACACACUCCAUACACACACACACCACUGCUACGACGACGACGAUGAAGAUUAAUAUGAAGAUUAACUACGAUGAUAAUUAAGAAUAUUAGAAUCUGUUUUUCACCUCAAUUAGAAACGUUUGUCAUAUUAAUGUUUGUGUGUGAGAGAGCGCGCGUGUGUGUGUGUGUGUGUGUGUGUUAGUGACGACGUCCUGUGUGUGCGUGUGUUUUUCCACGGACAGUUAGGUGGUGUCCUGGUGUAGCGUUGCCAUGACGACUCGUGUUUGGCGGUGACACCAGGUUUUUUUUGUUUGUCUUUUUAGCGGACCAGAGCCGCCACCCUCCCCCCUCCCCCCUCCCCUUACCCCCUCCUUCUCCUCUCUGCCGUUACCACAGCAGCUGGCUGCGGCAGGGGCGGAGCCUGCCCCCUCCUCCCCGCCCCAGCCCCCCCCCCCCGUGCGUGCAGCUCUGGUUAGUUUGGAUAUUAUGCAUUUCUUGUUCCUGUAAAUAGACCAGACCUCCAACUGCUACUCCAAACUAACUCUGGACACUGUCUGUCUCUCUGUCCGCCCGUCUGUCCGUCCGUCUGACAGACAGAGGCGCAGCGACUCCACCUACUGUGACCGUCUGUUUCUACUGAAGCUGUAACCUUCCACACGCUCUCUACCUGUCUCUCUCUGCCUGUCUCUCUACCUCUCUGUCUUUCUCUCUCUGUCUCUCUGGUGCCAUUCUCAGACAACACCCCGGUCCUUAAGGAGCUACGCCGCCUCCCGAGUGCACGACGGGGGCGCCGAGGCGGGAAGUAGUGCACUGUGAAGGGUGUAGGGAGAGACGCAGCAAACUAGGAGGGUGGAAUGCUGCCUUCAAAUGCAGCUGGUGAGGUUGAACUUUCGGAAACCAGCGUGGUGCUGGUUAAGAGCAACACACACCGGUACAAAAUAAACACGUAGCUUCUCAUGUGUUAUCGUCCAACGCCUUCACAGGUUGACAGUCCACAUGUUAAUGCUCAUUCAUUUUCCAUAACUGCGUAUCCUGUUAGGGGUCACAGGGGGCGGAGCCUAUCUCAGCUGACACUGGGUGAGAGGCAGGGUUCACCCUGGACAG